Messenger RNA from Ctenocephalides felis (cat flea), 1214 nucleotides. RefSeq names its product NADH-cytochrome b5 reductase-like. Gene Ontology annotation, molecular function: oxidoreductase activity. The record is from RefSeq and is a predicted model, not a curated record. NCBI's taxonomy places the organism in Eukaryota, Metazoa, Arthropoda, Insecta, Siphonaptera, Pulicidae.
UAUUAUAUUUUUCGGUUUAUACAAAAAAAUGCAUAAACUGCUGAAAGUGAAACCCUAUUUAUAAAAGAUUCAUUUUGAUUAUUUUUUGCAAAAAUUGUAUGGUCUCGAAUUUUCCUUUAUCGCAACACUUUCUUAUGGCAAAUGGAAAUACCUGAGAAACCAGAGCCUUCAGACUGCUGCAAUUCAGGAUGCAAUCCAUGCAUUCUUGACAUUUAUGAAAGGAAAUUGAAUGAAUAUAACGCGCGUAAAACUAAAAUAAAUGCAAAUCCGAUACUGAACAAUAAUAUUUUGAAAUUAACAGCAUAUACAACAUUUAAAUUAAUAUCAGCGGAGCCUAUAACAUCUUGUGUAAAUUUGUAUACUUUUGAGCAUCCUGAUCCGAAUGCUAAUGAUGUGAUAAAAUUUAUUCCAGGACAGUACUUUAUCUUGAAAGGAAAUUUACCUUAUACACCACUAAUUUGCACUUAUAACAAUUUAAAACUUAUACGAAAUGCUCAAGCAGCUAAUGAAUUAUUUUUUCAAAUUGCAGUCAAAAUGCUGCCUGAUGGAGAGAUGAGCCAAUAUCUCAAAUCUUUGAAGUUAGGAGACAUUACAUUAUGGCGUGGUCCAUAUGGGGAUUUUUUACAAAAACUAAAACUACAAUAUAAAUUUUCUACUUUAGUUUGCUUUACCCAAGGUAUAGGUAUUGCUCCAAUAUUUUGCAUUAUAGAUAGCAUAUUAGCAGAUGAAAUAGAUGAAACAAUCAUAUCUCUAAAUUGCUGUUUUAGAGAUAUUGAAUCAAUAAUAUUUAGAAAGGAAAUUCAAGAUUUCAAUCAAUUUUGGAAUUUUAAGAGCAGCAUAUUUUUAGCUUCGCAAGAGAAAUGUGAUUGUAUUGAUAUAUGCAAAUGUACUUAUUAUAGUGAGACAAUAUAUAAACGCAGAAUGCAAACUCAUGACAUUGAAAAUAUUCUAAAAGACAAAAACUUAUCUGAGUGUUAUUUUUUAAUUUGUGGAAAUCAAACAUACUGUGAAAUUAUAGAAAGUACUUUAUUAAAUUCACAAAUAAUUAAACAUAAAAUACAUGUAUUUUAAUCAUUUCUCAACUAGUGGACAAGAGAUAAUCUGAAAUAAACAAAAAAAUUAUAAUAUGAAAAUCAGCUUUGAUUAUUUUAAAUGUAAUUUAUAAUAUUAUAUUCCAUUUUAACCUUUUCACAAUUCGGGCAAACUCCUUGUAU